This is a messenger RNA of Salarias fasciatus (jewelled blenny), 4582 nucleotides long. RefSeq names its product myosin IEa (gene myo1ea). NCBI's taxonomy places the organism in Eukaryota, Metazoa, Chordata, Actinopteri, Blenniiformes, Blenniidae. Gene Ontology annotation, biological process: actin filament organization; endocytosis; glomerulus development. The coding region runs from base 258 to 3617 and encodes 1119 amino acids. Gene Ontology annotation, molecular function: actin filament binding; microfilament motor activity; ATP binding. The transcript has 29 exons. The record is from RefSeq and is a predicted model, not a curated record. Gene Ontology annotation, cellular component: plasma membrane; actin cytoskeleton; cytoplasm.
UCGCAGUCCGGACGCGGCGCCGCUGUCAGUGGAGGACUCGGGUCAGACUGCACCAUGGACGGAGGAGCUCACCGCUGAGGAGCCGCAUCCAUGCCGUCUGGACUUUUUCGGAGAUAUCGCAUCUAAACUUGGGAGUUUGUCCUCUGACUUUUAGGUGAAACAAUCAGACUUUUCUUUCUUUCUCCCGAAGCGACGUGAACUCCACUGAGCUCCUCACAAAUACUGGAUCUAGGGGGAAAGGACAGAGAGAGGACAGGAUGGGGAGCCGGGGGCACUACCGGUACCACUGGCAGAGCCACAAUGUCAAACACAGCGGCGUGGACGACAUGGUGCUGCUCAGCAAGAUCAACGAGGACGCCAUCGUGGACAACCUCAAGAAGAGAUACAUGGAUGACUACAUCUUUACAUACAUCGGUCCUGUGCUCAUUUCGGUCAACCCCUUCAAGCAGAUGCCGUACUUCGGGGAAAAAGAAAUUGAGAUGUACCAAGGCGCGGCUCAGUAUGAGAACCCUCCUCACAUCUAUGCUCUGGCUGACAACAUGUACAGAAACAUGAUGAUCGAUCGUGAGAACCAGUGUGUCAUCAUCAGUGGAGAAAGUGGAGCCGGGAAGACUGUGGCAGCCAAAUACAUCAUGGGCUACAUCUCCAGAGUGUCAGGAGGCGGACCCAAAGUGCAGCACGUCAAGGACAUCAUCCUGCAGUCCAACCCGCUGCUCGAGGCCUUCGGCAACGCCAAGACCCUGAGGAACAACAACUCCAGCAGAUUUGGAAAAUACUUUGAGAUCCAGUUCAGCUCCGGUGGCGAACCAGACGGAGGGAAAAUCUCCAACUUCCUUCUGGAGAAGUCACGUGUCGUCAUGAGGAACCCUGGAGAACGGAGUUUCCAUAUAUUUUAUCAGUUGAUCGAAGGAGCCAGUGCGGAGCAGAAGAACAGCCUGGGAAUCACAAGCCUGGAUUACUACACUUACCUCAACCAGUCCGGCUCCUACAAAGUCGACGACAUCAACGACAAGAGUGACUUCCAGGAGACGACGCAUGCGAUGGAUGUUAUUGGCAUCUCGCCGGAGGACCGUGCCAUGGUGCUGCAGAUCGUUGCCGGCGUCCUCCACCUGGGAAACAUCAGCUUCAAGGAGUCGGGCAACUACGCUGCUGUGGAAAGUGAAGAGUUUUUGGCCUUUCCUGCAUUUCUUCUUGGAAUCGAUCAAAACCGCCUGAAAGAAAAACUGACGAGUCGAAAGAUGGACAGCAAGUGGGGCAGCGCGGUGGAGUCCAUCGACGUGACGCUGAACGUGGAGCAGGCCUGUUACACCCGCGACGCGCUCUCCAAAGCCUUACAUUCACGUGUGUUUGACUACCUGGUGGAGUCAAUCAAUAAAGCCAUGGUGAAGGAUCAUCAGGAGCUCAAUGUUGGAGUUUUGGACAUUUAUGGAUUUGAAAUCUUCCAAAAAAAUGGAUUCGAACAGUUCUGCAUCAACUUUGUGAACGAGAAGCUGCAGCAGAUCUUCAUCGAGCUGACCCUGAAAGCCGAGCAGGAGGAGUACGUCCAGGAGGGCAUCAAGUGGACUCCUAUUGAGUACUUCAACAACAAGAUUGUGUGCGACCUCAUUGAGUCCAAGAGUCCGCCUGGCAUCAUGUGCAUCCUGGAUGAUGUGUGCGCCACCAUGCACGCGGUGGGCGAGGGAGCCGACCAGACCAUGCUGCAGAAGCUCCGGAUGCAGAUCAACACUCACGAACACUUCAACAGCUGGAACCAGGGAUUCAUCAUUCACCAUUAUGCUGGGAAGGUGUCCUAUGAUGCCGACGGCUUCUGCGAGAGGAACCGGGACGUCCUCUUUACUGACCUCAUUGAACUGAUGCAGAGCAGUGAAAUCGGCUUCAUCAGAGCACUGUUUCCAGAAAACCUCAAUGCUGAGAAGAAGGGCCGACCCACAACUGCAGGCAGCAAGAUAAAGAAACAAGCCAACGAUCUCGUGAGCACGCUGAUGAAAUGCACCCCUCACUACAUCCGCUGCAUCAAACCCAAUGAGACCAAGAAGCCCCGAGACUGGGAAGAAAGCCGAGUGAAGCACCAGGUGGAGUAUCUGGGUCUGAAGGAGAACAUCAGAGUGAGGCGUGCUGGCUACGCCUACCGCAGAGUCUUCAGGAAGUUCCUCAAUCGGUACGCCAUCCUGACCAAAGAAUCAUGGCCGACGUGGCAGGGGGACGAGAAACAGGGGGUCCUACAUCUCUUACGCUCAGUCAACAUGGACAAGGAUCAGUUCCAGCUCGGUCGCACCAAGCUCUUUGUCAAAGCCCCCGAGUCGCUCUUCCUGCUGGAGGAGACACGAGAGCGCAAGUUCGACGGCUACGCUCGCACCAUCCAGAAGGCCUGGAGGAAAUACGUGGCCCGGAAGAAGUACGUUCAGAUGAGGGAGGAAGCGUCGGACCUGCUGCUGAACCGAAAAGAGAGGCGGCGACACAGCCUGAACAGGAACUUUGUUGGCGACUACCUCGGCAUGGACGACCGGCCUGAGCUCCGCCAGUUUCUGGCCAAGAGAGAAAAGAUCGACUUUGCCGAUACAGUCACGAAAUAUGACCGACGCUUCAAGGGAAUCAAGAGGGAUUUGAUCCUGACACCAAAGUGUGUGUACCUGAUUGGAAGAGAGAAGGUGAAACAAGGACCAGACAAGGGUCAGGUGACCGAGGUGCUGAAGAGGCGGAUUGAAGUGGAGAAGAUCCUGGCAGUGUCUCUCAGCACGAUGCAGGAUGACUUCAUGAUCCUGCACGAGCAGGAGUACGACAGCCUGCUGGACUGCGUCUUCAAGACCGAGUUCAUCAGCCUGCUGGCCCGCAGGUUCGAGGAGAAAACCCAGAGGAAGCUACCACUCAAGUUUAGUAACACACUGGAGAUGAAGUUGAAGAAGGAGAACUGGGGCUUCCUGAGUGGCGGCGGUUCCCGGCAGGUGGUGUUUGUCCAGGGUCAGGGAGACCUGCCUGUCCUGAAGCCCUCCAGCAAAUCGAUGCAGGUCAGCGUCGGACCCGGGCUUCCCAAGAACACACGGCCAACCAAGAAAAGCUUCCAGCAGUCUCGUCCCAACACGUCCAGAACCCACCAGCACACCCCGUCCCGAGCCGCGCCGGGACCUCCAGUCGCUCAUCAAAACGGCGGAGUGAAAAACACCAACCACGUUGCCAAUCAGAGGAACUUGCAGCAUCAGAAUCAGAGGAAUCCCUCCUCGGGGAACUCAGCGCGCCCCUUCCUGCCAAACAACAUCAACCAGCUGAAGGAACGAGACGGCGGCCGGGCGCAGCCCAACCUGGACUGCCUGAGAGUCCCUGAGCAAGGCGCUGCAGGUGCUGGAGACAGACGGCCAGCUUCAAAUGGAGAUAUAGCUCACAGACCAUCGGUCAACAGGCCCACGCCGGGAGGAGGACGCCCCAAACCUGCACCCAAACCCAAGCCCUACGUGCCGCAGUGCAAAGCUCUGUACGCCUACGACGCUCAGGACACGGACGAGCUCAGCUUUAACGCCGACGAUAUCAUCGACAUCAUCAAAGAAGACGCGUCCGGCUGGUGGACGGGUCGUCUCCGCGGGAAACAGGGACUCUUCCCCAACAACUACGUCACCAAGAUCUAGGAGCUGCCGGGUUCCCGGCCGCAGGAGGAGAACCGGCUGCGUCUCCGCCCGACCCCCCUCGGAGGACGGGACGCGGCCGACAGUCGGAGACAGAAGCACUGUGAGACACGUCCUCCACUACUGCCCGAUCCUGAAUGAAUGUAACGCCGCGUUACAGCUCAGACCAAACGGCCUGAAAUGAGGCUCUCCUCUGAAGACACGACGGGACUGUUUGACCUCAGGGUCCGUUUUCCUCCACAGCCCCUCUGAGUACUGAACAAUUCUAUUUAUUGUAUUUAUAGCUUUCCGUCUUCUCCUUCCCGUCUUUAGCAUAUCUCUCUGAGGAUUCCAGCUCACAUUUUAAAGUGUAGGAAUGAAAUCUGAUCAAUCUGUGGGACCAGGCUGUGAUUUUAUUUUUUAAAAUUUUUUUCGAAUGCUGCAGCAAACAUGGUUGUCUCAGUGUCAAAACUGAAGGGACUACUGUUUUGUUUUGUUUUUUUCUUUUACCAGGAAUAUUUAUUUUGGGUGCAAAACUGUACCAAUCUCCCAGACACUCAGCAGAUCACCUCACUGUGAUUUUGUGUUUUUUAAAUGACAGAUGAUACAUACCAAAGCAACACACUUUUUGCGCAGUCAAACCAGGAAAACAAUGUUCGUCCUGACGGAGUGUCGUCGUUUCUGUUGUCCUGUCACGCCGGUGUGUGUUCGACGAGCAGUAGAGGCCAUGAAUACUGUAACCUGAGCAUGCGGUCUGUGGUGUCAUAGCACUUUAUUGGUACAGGUACUACCUUGGACACAGACGCCCUCACACGCCAUUUCCGCCACAGCCAGUUGAAGUCUAUGAAGGACAGAUUGCCAAGCAAGCAGUAAGCCUGAGGAAGAUGUUUUGUUUACAUGAGAUGAUUUUAAAAAAGCAAAAAAAAAAAACAAAAAAAACAACAAAAAAAAACAGGCAUUUUCAAUCUGAUUCUGUAUAUGUGUUCAAA